UCAUCUCGUUUAAACAUUUUGUCUUACUUGUUGAAAAUUCAUAACUAAUGGAUGAAAUGCUUUUGUGGAUGAACCAACUUCAUGAUGGGGCAAAAAUAAUCAAUCGAUCUGAAAAUUGUAAAACCAAACAGAUCAUGUAUCUGGUGGGAGUUUCAGCAGCUGUGGUAGCUCACUCAUUGCUGCAACUAGUAAUAAUUGUGUCAAGGCUGCUGAGGAAGUCUCCAUUAAUUCCCUCAAGAAAUCAUGCAUGGCUUACUUAUGCUGGGGAUCAGGUACUUGCAUAUGCAAUGAUGAGCGCAAGGUCAGCUGCAUCCGGGGUAAGCAACCUGAACCGUACCGGGAUCCGGCACAUGGCUCUGCCUGAUUUUUGUAUACCUUUGCACAUUUUCUGCGACCAUGUUGCAAUCUCAAUAGCCUGCACUUUCUUGAGCAGCCUCUUGCUGGCCAUAUCUGCUAUCCAGAAUGUGAUUUGGCUCUCAAACAACUGAUGAGAUGGAGUUGCAUCAUUUUGCACUUGCUUAAUGUUCUUGCGCUUCAACUCUGUAAUGAUAGUUAUGUACCAUUAAAUAAAUUAAUUAAUCCCACUGUUUUUAAGACUGGAAGGGAAUUCUGGAUGCUGGGUAUGGUAAUGUUCUAAAUGCUGGGAAUUCUGGAUGGAUGCCUAUGGUGCAAUUUGAUAAUCAGCUUGUUAGAAUGCUUCUGCUAAUAUGGUUGCUAGUAUUGGGCAAGAACUGAGGCUACUGGCCAUUUUUGUGGAA
Molecule: messenger RNA, 758 nt
Organism: Prunus persica (peach)
Lineage: Eukaryota; Viridiplantae; Streptophyta; Magnoliopsida; Rosales; Rosaceae
Product: CASP-like protein 3A1
Exons: 3
Coding region: 48-488 (146 amino acids)
Source: RefSeq, a predicted model, not a curated record